Messenger RNA from Leptosomus discolor (cuckoo roller), 372 nucleotides. Lineage: Eukaryota; Metazoa; Chordata; Aves; Leptosomiformes; Leptosomidae. The record is from RefSeq and is a predicted model, not a curated record.
CAGAUCAAGAAGACCUGCAAGGUCCCCGACUUCCCCCCGCGCCGCGUCCCCAACUGGAUGCCCAAAGUGCUGGAGCAGCGCCGGCAGGGCCUGGAGCUUUACCUCCGGGGUGUGCUGUACCACAACGCGGAGCUGCCCCAGGACGUGUUGGACUUCCUGAAGGUGCGGCGUUGCCAGCAGGACCCCAAGGCCAGCAGCCCCCCGUGAGUAGACGAGCGGUGGGCAGCGCCGCAGNNGCCCGUUGUCGGCUUCUGCAUCGACCCCUACGUGCGGCCACCGGGCACCGACCUGCUCCCCAACACCGUCCUCAGCGGGGUGCUGCAGGGUCUCUACAUACCCCUGAGCUGCACCCCCAGCCAGGCAGUACCCUGA